GACACCAGAUGACGCUCUUGUCUAACUGUCUCGCGCCUUUUUGCCCAAACGCUUAGACGGUCUCCAUCCCACAAACUUAUCGGACACGUUCCCCUUAUUCAUCAAUAAUCUCGGGGGAUCAAGCCAAUUUAUGACUGGCCAACAGUUGCACGUGAUUCUAUUUAAGCAUCCCAUAUUUGGGCAUUACACGUUGCAUCGUGAAAAAAAUCAAGCGAUAUUCCGCCACCUAUAAAUCCUGCCCUUUUUAGGGCAAAGCCCCUUUAACUUCCAAGGGAGACAAAUCAAAAACAAUAAACAAGAUUAGUAACAACAAACAAUCUAUGUAUGUUGUACGUUCAUUUCGGUUCUGGUGUGACUACGUGCUUCUAGUUGAUUCCUUUCUUGUAGGCUAUUUUGUAUCGAAGUAGAAUGAGCUCGUACGUGGGAAACUCUUUUUGUAACCAAACGCACGAUGCACCCUCCUUUAGCAUGCGCACUUUUGGUAACUAUGGGGCUGUCUCAGAGUUUCAGCAGUCCACUUAUGCUUACGGAGGGCUCGAUCUCAGUGGAGCGUUAGCUUCUCAAGUCGUUUCCGAGUCUCCGAAACGGGAGGCGAUGAAUAAGCACAACAGUGCCAGGAUCAACGCGGCACCACAUCGCCAGGCUUGCGCAGCCAUGGGUUCCCCAAGUCGUGUCAAUACACGCGGGUACAACUUGCUCAGUCACGGACUGUUGAGCCAAAAAGCAGAGAUGAUUAUGGAAGUUACGGAAAAACCCAUCGGCAAAAGUCAGCCCGGUGAUAUGGAGAUCACGCCAACGAUUAAGCAACAAACUAACUCGAGUGAGCUCCAGACACAAUCGCAACCGCAGAUAUACCCGUGGAUGACCAAGCUGCACAUUAGCCACGACUCUGACGGUAAAAGGUCACGAACCAGUUACACCCGCUACCAGACUCUGGAGUUGGAGAAAGAGUUCCAUUUCAACCGAUACCUCACACGUCGCAGGCGAAUCGAGAUUGCCAAUAACCUCUGCCUGAACGAGAGACAAAUUAAAAUUUGGUUCCAGAACCGUCGCAUGAAGUGGAAGAAGGACUCAAAGCUGAAAGUUAAAGGUGCACUAUAAUGAUAAGGUGGUAUAGCAAAUAUACCUGCAAGCAAGAUGAAAGUUAAAGUUCAUUAAUAUAAAUGUUACAAAGUCCAUGCUGUUCAAAACUGGCAAUUACAGAUUAUAAUUGAUAGAUUACGAUCUUAAUUUUAUGUAAUUAUGUAACGUAUGUGCUCACAACAUGUUCUGCUGACGACACAUUGACAACGGGGAGGAGCUUAUUUGGGUCACACCCAUCCAGAAGUUACAGCAGGUUAACACGUGAACGUGCAAUUCUAAUUAUUUAAAGAGAUAUUUUAAAUAAUUCAGUAUUAUUUGGUUUGCCUUCUGUAUUUUAUGUUUAUAUGUCUGAUAGGAUAUGUCUGUUUAUAAGAUGUGUCUGUAGUGAUGAACUGCACGCAACAAAAUGUCAUAUUACUCACUGUAUGUUCCAAUUACACGUUAGAUAGUCAUGCUUUAUGUACCUGUUGUGAGUAAUUUCAAUUUACUGCUGAAAGAGAUGACUUCGAAAGUUUUUUAAGUACUAAAGAAGGAUAUUUGGGUUCAAAGUUGUAUUAGCAUCAAUGCGAGGCAAUUCAGCAACAGAAAGUUUGCCCAGUAUAAUGCUAAUACUCAGAGUUCAAGAGUUGCACCUUUAUAUAAAUGUAGUUUAUUAAUCUACAUUUUACAAAUGUUACAUGUGCAAUGCAUAAAAGAAUCAAAUGUGGUUGGUGCGGCCUAACAAUUUAAAUAAACUUAUUACCAGAUAGACUCUUUCAAUCGUUAUUCUGUCCGUUUUUAGCGAGA
Molecule: messenger RNA, 1869 nt
Organism: Ictalurus furcatus (blue catfish)
Lineage: Eukaryota; Metazoa; Chordata; Actinopteri; Siluriformes; Ictaluridae
Gene: hoxc5a
Product: homeobox C5a
Exons: 2
Coding region: 409-1101 (230 amino acids)
Biological process (GO): anterior/posterior pattern specification; regulation of transcription by RNA polymerase II
Cellular component (GO): nucleus
Molecular function (GO): DNA-binding transcription factor activity, RNA polymerase II-specific; RNA polymerase II cis-regulatory region sequence-specific DNA binding
Source: RefSeq, a predicted model, not a curated record